UCGGGGGUUUCUGGAGAGCUGAACACGUGGAGGCAGACAGGAAGGUGAAGAACUUAUCCUAUGAGGACAAAAGCUCCUGCACCCAGGAUCCUUCUACACCUCACCUAAUGUAUCUCUUCAUCUGACUGAGCCCUCAGCCUGUAGGAUCAGACACUCUUUCCAGGACUCAAAAUUGCCUUCUCUGAGGUAAAGGAACACAAGAUGGUUUUGGAAAUGCUGAACCCGAUGCAUUAUAACAUCACCAGCAUGGUGCCUGAAGCCAUGCCUGCUGCCACCAUGCCAAUCCUGCUGCUCACUGGCCUUUUUCUCUUGGUGUGGAAUUAUGAGGGCACAUCCUCAAUACCAGGUCCCGGCUACUGCAUGGGAAUUGGACCCCUUAUCUCCCACGGCAGAUUCCUGUGGAUGGGGAUCGGCAAUGCCUGCAACUACUACAACCGGAUGUAUGGAGAAUUCAUGAGAGUCUGGAUCUCUGGAGAGGAAACACUCAUUAUCAGCAAGUCCUCAAGUAUGUUCCAUGUAAUGAAGCACAAUCAUUACAGCUCUCGAUUUGGCAGCAAACUUGGGCUGCAGUGCAUUGGUAUGCAUGAGAAAGGCAUCAUAUUUAACAACAAUCCAGAUCUCUGGAAAACAACUCGGCCCCUCUUUAUGAAAGCUCUGUCAGGCCCUGGCCUUGUUCGCAUGGUCACAGUCUGUGCUGAAUCCCUCAACACACACCUGGACAGGUUGGAGGAGGUGACCAAUGAGUCAGGCUUCGUCGACGUGUUGACCCUCCUGCGUUGCGUCAUGCUGGACACCUCUAACAUGCUCUUCUUGAGGAUCCCUUUGGAUGAAAGUGCCAUCGUGUUUAAAAUCCAAGGUUAUUUUGAUGCAUGGCAAGCUCUCCUCAUCAAACCAGACAUCUUCUUUAAGAUUUCUUGGCUAUACAAAAAGUAUGAGAAGUCUGUUAAGGAUUUGAAAGAUGCCAUAGAAGUUCUGAUGGCAGAAAAAAGACGCAGGAUUUCCACAGAAGAGAAACUGGAAGAACAUAUAGACUUUGCCACUGAGUUGAUUUUAGCCGAGAAACGUGGUGACCUGACAAGAGAGAACGUGAACCAGUGCAUGUUGGAAAUGCUGAUUGCAGCUCCUGACACCAUGUCUGUCUCUCUGUUCUUCAUGCUAUUCCUGAUUGCAAAGCACCCUAAUGUGGAAGAGGCAAUAAUGAAGGAAAUCCAGACUGUUGUUGGUGAGAGAGACGUAAAGAUUGAUGAUAUACAAAAAUUAAAAGUGGUGGAAAAUUUCAUUUAUGAGAGUAUGCGGUACCAGCCUGUUGUGGACUUGGUCAUGCGCAAAGCCUUAGAAGAUGAUGUAAUUGAUGGCUACCCAGUGAAAAAGGGGACGAACAUUAUCCUGAAUAUUGGAAGGAUGCACAGACUCGAGUUUUUCCCCAAACCCAAUGAAUUUACUCUUGAAAAUUUUGCAAAGAAUGUUCCUUAUAGGUACUUUCAGCCAUUUGGUUUUGGGCCCCGUGCCUGUGCAGGAAAGUACAUUGCCAUGGUGAUGAUGAAAUCCAUUCUCGUUACGCUUCUGAGAAGAUUCCACGUGAAGACAUUGGGAGGAGAGUGUGUUGAGAACCUACAGAAGACAAACGACUUGGCCUUGCACCCAGAUCACACUAAAAGCAUGCUGGAAAUGAUUUUUACCCCAAGAAACUCAGGAAGGUGCCUGGAACACUAAAGAAGGCUGGUCAGUA
Molecule: messenger RNA, 1729 nt
Organism: Sapajus apella (tufted capuchin)
Lineage: Eukaryota; Metazoa; Chordata; Mammalia; Primates; Cebidae
Product: aromatase
Exons: 10
Coding region: 202-1713 (503 amino acids)
Molecular function (GO): monooxygenase activity; heme binding; oxidoreductase activity, acting on paired donors, with incorporation or reduction of molecular oxygen
Source: RefSeq, a predicted model, not a curated record